UAAUCAGCUAAGCAGGUGACCUGCGGAUCAGACAGAAUAAAGAAAAAUCUGCUUCUGGUGACUUUAAUGAUGGAAAACGGAGAGGGUCCCAGUGAUAUAAUCUGCAAUUCAUGUGGGGAGGCCUUUAAACUUCCUGAUGUUUCAGAUGAAAAAGCUGAUGAAAACCUGCCCCGUAUGCUUUUAUGCGGCCACAUCUUCUGCACCAACUGCCUGGUGUCCAUACAGCAUGAAGGGGUCAUAAUAUGUCCGGAUUGUGAGAUUAAGUCAACACUUCCAGAAGGAGGUGUUUAUGGUCUCCAGGAAGACAGCAGAAUCAUCGGCCUGAUUUACACCGCAAGGGUGAACCAGAUGAGAAGAUCAAAGGGGAAACGAAAGAAGAGAUUACCCCAAUUUAGCACUGAUCUUGUUGAGGAGCUUGCAGACAUUGAGAAGAUUGAGAAGACAAUUGAUGAGUCAUUGUACCAGGCUGAAUACAAUCUUGCGCAGCUGGAAGACAUCAAUGAGACCUUGAAGGCUGCUCUGUCGGAGCAGGUGAAGAAAGAGAAAAUCCGAGUGAAGAUCGAGAUCAUGCAGGCUUCUAAUAAAGCUAAACAUGCUGUUCAGAAAUGGAAGGAAAUGCAGUUGAAUCGGCUAGCAAACCUAGAAGCACAGUGUCCGUGCUGCCAAGCAGUGGUGUCUGAUGUCCAGGAAAGGAUUAAAGUCUUGGCGAAUGCCAUGCAGAUGGCCAGAGAAGUACGCCGGGCCCCCAUCUUGGAGCAGUACUUCUUCCUGGAUAAGUUGCUAGAAACACUGCAGACACCGGUGGAUCAGGAGGCCUUUGAAUUGCAAUGCAUCAAUGAGGGCCCUUCAGUAAGCUACGUUUUUCAGUCUGAGAAUCUGAGCAACUGUUUGAAGUUGUCAAUAAAAAUGGAGUCCAACAGCUCAAACACUGUAAGCACGCGCCCACUGGAAAACCACCAGUCAGACAUCCCCAUCAAAAACUCUUCAUUGGAACCCGGCAAGGACCAAAACGGCUGUUCCAGUUCACCCAGUAGAAAGCUUCCCCUUCACGAAAACUGCAAACCAAACAGCAUCUUGACUGAUGCCUCCUCAACUCAAAGCUCCCAUCAAGAGCAAAAAUCUGCCCCCAAAAUCAGCCUCUCACAAUACAGCUCCUUCUCAGACCUUUCAAACGAGGAUGUUAUUGUUGAAGAUGUCUUGGGUGAUUACUCUGAGUCAGUUACUCCAACUGGUCCUUCAAUGGCCAGCAUUUACUGGAGAUCCAUAUGGAAACAAAAAAAUGACCUUAGUCGCAACAAGGUUACUCAGUGGGUGGUGGUGAGCCAUGUUGUGAAUCCAAGUUACUUCUAUGUCCGCCCUGUGGUUGAGAGGAAGGAAAGUAAGAUUCUUUCACAGAGGAUAAAGGAACUCUGCUGUGGGGACGGCUGCCUCUUUACACUGAAAGACAUCAUAGAGAAAGGCUCCAUUGUCUUUAUGAAAGGAAGGGAUGGGCAAUGGUGCCGUGGCAGGGUGGUUGAAGUCUUUCAGAAUACUUGUGAAAAGUCUCUGAAGGUCUCCCGGGUCUCCCAGCUCUCCGGUUUGCGAGUCUUCCUCCUAGACUACGGGGCCAUCAAAUACAUCCCAAUCAAAGAUCAGGGGAGGACGGAUGAGUCCACUCUAAACUAUGUGAACUGUGUUCUGAGGAAAGUGGAUGAACACUUAAAUGAAGAGCUGAGCCACAUUCCUCCUCUGGCCAUAAGGUGUUCACUGAAGGACCUGGUCCCAUAUAACCUAGCAGCGGGCUGGAGUAAAGAGGCAAAGACCAAAUUCUGCUCUGUGGUCGGUUCUGCUGCGGUGGAGAUGCGACCUUUGGGGAAGGACAGAGUCUCUUUGUUGGUGGAUCUAAGAAAAGCUCCCAUGGAUCAACCCACUGAUGUGUCCAUCUCUGUCAGGGAGUACCUCGUUUUCAUCGAGGUGGCCAGGUUCUAUUCUCCAGUCAUACUGGGCAUGAGAUCUCUCAUGUAUUAUCCUCCUGUGUAUCCAAAAGCCAACACUGAGUUUGAUGCAGUUGUGUGUCACAUCAACAACGCCUCUGACUUCUACAUCCAGCUGGUUGACAGCAUGGAGUCCUUGUUGCUCACUGCCAAACUUCAGGAUUGCUACAACUCACUGAAAGAAGAUGAACUCAGGAUCUACUGCCCUGAGAUGGGAGAGGCUUGUGUUGCCUGCUUCCAAGACAACAUGUGGUACAGAGCUCAAAUUGAGGGUCAUCCCAGGGGCCAACAGGUGGAGGUGCGAUACGUUGACUUUGGCAAUAAGGAAGUGUUGUCAGUCAGUGACCUGAGGAAGAUCAAAGAUGAGUUCUUUGUGCUUCCUGCUAUGGCACUCCAUUGCUGUCUUGCAGAUGUGGUUCCUUCGGACGGGAAGAGCUGGAGUGAAGCCAGCACCUUAAGAUUCGCCAACCUUGCUCACCAGAAACUGGUCACAGUGGUGGCAGCAGAAGUUCCUCAGGCGGGUCCAUUGCCGCUCAGUAUGUUUGUAGGAGGUGUGAACGAGCCAAAAUCCAACAUAGCUGAACUGCUGGUUCUGGAGGAUUUGGCCCUCUUCAAAAAUCGCAGACCGAAUGUCAAAAAGGAGAAUCCCUCUGGUGUUGAUUCCGCUUUAUGGGAUCCACCGCUUGAGCUUUGUUCAGUCGCAGAUAAAGCUGAUGCUCCAGAUCAAAAAACUGAAGAGAAGGAGAAAAGUAAGGCACCUCUGGAGCUGCAGCCCAAAUCCAAGCAACAUGAGCAGCAUAAAGACCUCAAAGUCAGAGUCACUCAUGUCAACUCGCCAAGCAGCUUCUACGUCCGACUCACCGAUUCUGACUCUGAGCUUCAAAGGGUAUGUGAACUGGUGGAGCAGGAGUGCGCCCAAAAGGAGCUGCAGGAUGUGGAGUGGAAGGCAGAUAUGCACUGUGCUGCCAACAUCAACGGAGUCUGGGAGAGAGGACAGAUGUGCUGCGACGUCACUUCAAACACUGCAGAAGUAAGACUGUGUGACCAUGGAAACAUCAUGAAGAUCCAUGUCAGCAACCUGCGCCCUCUUCCACCCUCUUUGAUCGGCUCCCUGGUGCUGGAGUGCACGCUCAGUGAUAUCAGACCAACAGGAGGCCAAUCAACCUGGACUAAAACGGCCUGCGAUGUGUUCUCCACCUACCUGGCAGGAACUGUGGCUACUAUGACAAUCAAGGAGGUGAAGGAUGGGCCUCCGUUCUCUGUCGAGCUGCACUGCUCCAAUAGAACUGGAAAAUCUAUCAGCAUUGCCGACUUCCUGGUCAGCGAAGGCCUCGCCAUGAAAGAAAGAAAGCCAAGGGUUGCAGUGCAGGAAAAACCAAAAGAAACUGAUGCCAGAACACCAGCCAGUGACCCAAAAACUGAGAAAAAGGAAGAAAACAACUCUCCUCCUCCAUCUGGUUCCCAUCUUUCUACAUUUAUCCCCUUCAGGCCUGCAAAGCUGCUCCAAAGCUUCAAUAUAUCCACAGAAAAGGUGAAGACCUCAGUGUAUAACCCUCCGGAGCUGCCGCGUCCGGGUCACAUCCUCGUCAGCAUUUCUGCUGUUGGAGACGAUGGUCUAAUAUAUGCCAGGACACAGAACGCAGAGAAUCAGCUCAAACAACUUAGGGAUGGAAUUCAGAAGAGCAUCAAGACUUUGCCCAAGCAGAAGUCAUACACCUGGAAAUCAGUGAAGGGCUGUGCUGUCUUUGGAUCUGACAUGCUGUGGUACAGAGGACAGCUGCUGGAGCUGCUGGGAGGACACGUUAAGGUCCAGUAUGUCGACUCCGGUGCUGUGGAGAACAUCCCAGUGGUGCAUGUGUAUCCCAUGCUGCUGUGUGUGGAGGUUCCUCAGCUCUGCGUGCCCUGUCAGCUCCUGGGCACCAAUCCUGUUGGUGGUAAAUGGCACCACGAUGGAGUAGCCUUGAUGAAGGAGGUGUUGCUAAACCGCACUGUGGACCUGCAAGUUGUGGAGCUGCCUGCUGACCCCCGUGGGCCCGUCACAGUGGAGAUCUUCGUGGACGGGAUGAGUCUCAGCAGGAUUCUGUGUCACCACCAACACGCCUCCAUAGACUGGACUCUUUCAACUCAAAAGGGUGUUUCACCGGUGCCUCCUGCCCCCAUCCUGGAUGAAUGGGAUUUCAGCACUGAGGGUCUGGUGGAUCUUGACGAGCCGGUGUUGGGAUCCUUUGUGAACCCAGACCUGCCGCUGAAGGGAGAACGAUUUAGAGUCAGAGUCACUCAUCUAUUGACCCCCAAUGAGCUGUUCCUGCGGCCUGUGAAGGAAACAGAAGAUCCUGAUAUUGGAGAAACUCUUGAUGAAGUUUUGUUGAGAAUCAAUGCAAACAUCAGCUCUCUGCAAGACAUGAACAGCUUUCAGAGUGGUGCUCCAUGUUUGGCAGAGUACAGUGAUGGCAGGUUCUACCGCGCCAGGCUGAUGACGUUUACCAGCAUUGAGCCGCUCACAGUUAGUGUUCAGCACGUCGAUUACGGCUCGGAUGAUUCUCUGCCAAUCAGCAAGCUGCGACAGAUGCCCGCCGAGCUGCUGCAGUUCCCAACACAAGUAAUAAAAGUUAAAGUCGCCGGCUUCAAAGCUCCAAGUGUCAAACAGAGCGAGGAAGUCCUUCCGUACUCCCCGGAAUGGAGUGUGAAGGCUGCCAUAGAGAUGACAGAUCUGCUGCACGGCAACCUCAUAGCAACCGUUGUUUCGGAGGAGCCGGAGCUCACAGUGCUGCUGAACAACCAGGAAGGAGGCUUGGUCCAUCUGCCGCUGGUGAACAGCGGACUGGCUGAACUUUGCUGAAACUAGAAACCCAGCUCUGGGUUUGAGCCACUUUUGGAAACCAGUUGAAUAUUUCUACAUUUUUUUUUUUUUACUGUUUAUCUCGUUUGAUCUCCAGGUGUCCAUCAUUAUGGGAUUCAAGUUCUGCUCUUAGUUUUCACUUUAAAAAAAGAGAGUUGGAAAACAGUGAUUUGAUUUGUUUGGCUCUAGUUAAAGAUUUCUAUGUGAAAUUUUCUGUUUGGUUUUUUUACACAUUAAAGUUCUCAAAUACCAUCAGAUGUUUG
This is a messenger RNA of Cyprinodon tularosa, 5075 nucleotides long. RefSeq names its product ring finger protein 17 (gene rnf17). The coding region runs from base 67 to 4812 and encodes 1581 amino acids. Lineage: Eukaryota; Metazoa; Chordata; Actinopteri; Cyprinodontiformes; Cyprinodontidae. The transcript has 37 exons. The record is from RefSeq and is a predicted model, not a curated record.